Knipowitschia caucasica is the source of this 957-nucleotide messenger RNA. Lineage: Eukaryota; Metazoa; Chordata; Actinopteri; Gobiiformes; Gobiidae. The record is from the annotation of a GenBank genome assembly.
AUGGCUGACCAGUGGAGUGGUGAAGACCUGCAGUCUCAAAUCGAAGAAGUCGAAGCGCUGUCGUCCAUCUAUGGCGAUGAAUGGUGUGUCAUAGAUGAAGCCUCGAGGAUAUUUUGCAUAAAAAUUUCAGACGACUUUGAGAAUCCAAAACUGACUGCAUGUCUUCAGAUCAUCCUCCCUGCGGACUACCCCAGCCAUGCUCCUCCCAUAUACCAAAUCAAUGCGGCGUGGUUGCGAGGACCUGAGAGGGCCAAAUUGGCAAACAGCCUGGAAGACCUCUAUGUGCAACAUGCCGGGGAGAGCAUCCUGUACCUGUGGGUGGAAAACGUCCGAGAAUUUCUUGUUGAGAAAUCCCAGAGCGCGGAAUCAGACAAUCUCCAAACUGAAAACACCAACAUAAAAACAGAAGAGGAAGUGAUGGAGGAUGGUGAAGGGACUCCUGACUUCAACUGUCUUAAACAGACAGAAGACGCACACUAUUUUAUGGACCAUUCAGAUGAUGACGAGAUGCCACCAAUAAAACACAGUAAUGCCAUCACAGACCGACGGAGCACUUUCCAGCCGCAUUUAGCCGCCGUCGUAACACCGAGGCAGGUUAAAAUGGUCCUCGAGAAGCUCUAUGAGAACAAGAAGAUUGCCAGCGCCACUCACAAUAUUUAUGCGUACAGAAUACAUUGUGAAGACAAGAACAGCUUCUUGCAGGACUGUGAAGAUGAUGGAGAGACAGCAGCAGGAGGCAGAUUGCUCCAUUUACUACAGAUCUUGGAUGUGCGUAACGUGCUGGUGGUCGUAUCCCGGUGGUAUGGAGGAAUUUUGUUGGGGCCUGACCGCUUCAAACACAUAAACAAUUGUGCCAGAGCCAUCUUGCAAGAGGAGGGAUACCUUGGCUCAACGGGGGAUGAGAUGUCCAAACCAGAAGGGAAGGGCAAAAGGCUAAAAAACAAGAAGAUCAAGUGA